AAGUGGAUUUAUGUUAAGGUCUUUGAUCCACUUGGAGUUGAGUUUUCACAUUUGGUUUAAAUAGUAGCUUCUCAGUCUUGCUCAGCAUGAUUUUCAAGCAGGACAAGAAAAUAACAUUUUGCAGUCUAAUUCCUAAACUUCAAUUAGUACUUCUUUCUGUGGUACUACUUUUCAAGUACUUUGUAUAAGGAAAAUAAAGUUACUUAUGGUUUUUUUUUCAAUGAAGCAAAUUCUUUAAAUUCCUUAGAUCUCAUUUUGCAAAUAUUUGCUUGACUAUGGGUUUGGUGGUUAUUAACUUCCGAAAGCUCUAACUGAAUAAUGUCUUUUGCCCACACAUCUUUUCCUGUGAAAUGGCUAUGUAGAAAGAGCACUGGGACUUGAGCCCAGGGACCUGACAGUGGUUGUCCAGUGGACUAGUUCAGUGCCUUUUAUGAAGCCAUACCACUUCCUAGUCUUCUUUUCCUGCCUCUGGAAAUGGUAGUGGGACUGUAGAUGAACUCUAAAUUUGUCUCAACACUACCAUCACUGCAUUGCUUGUCCUGUGGUAGACUUAAUGUUUUAAUUGAUUCUCUGAAGAAGUGAAGUAUUUCCUUUCAUUUUCAUGUAAAAUGCACUUACGUAUAAUAACGUGUAUUUUUGAGUUACAGAGAAAGUCAUGUUCGUUAAGAAUUUUGUAAUUAUUUCGAAGGUGAUAAAUAAUGUUUGUUUUAUUCUAAUAAAAUAGUUGAGAGUUCUGUAUUUUAAUGGAAAUUGCUUUACAGUAUCCCUUCAAAUGUCUUAAGCAUUUGAUUACUGUCUGCUAGGACUUAUAAAGAACAGUUGUUAUUUGUGUAUAACUACAAAGCUAUUCUAAGUAUAUUAAAUUGCUGUUCAGCUGCAACAAACUUGGUAUAGUGAAUGCCAUUCAUAUAAUCUGGAUAUGGUUAUUAAAUUCUCAUUAACUCUGACAAAAUCAUGAAGGCAUGGGUCAAACUAUAGAAUUUUGCCUGUUGCUCAUUCUACUUAUUUUGCUUAAAUCUUUAAAGGUAUUUGGGGAUGAAUUUGGAUAAAAGAAAAGUAAAGGCUGUGGUAUUUUUAUUGUUUAAAAUCUUCAGGAAUUUUUUUUUUUCCUUUUGUGGUUCUGGUGCUUUUUGAAAACUAAAGGAUGGUUAUUUUCAUUUUUAUCAGGUUAAACAUUAAUGAUGGAUGUUACAGCAAUUGUGAUGAAUCCAAGAGUAGCACAUUUUAAGUUGUUGAGCUGCAACAAGUGUAAAAUGAGUCCUGCAUUUGGAAUGAGAAAACUUGGGGUUGAGUCACAAUGUUCAUUAAAUAACAACAAUCUAGAAGCCUGUUGCCGAGCCCUUUCACAGGAGAGCAGCAAAUACUUGUAUAUGGAAUACCAUAGUCCAGAAGACAAUAGGAUGAAUAGAAAUCGCCUUUUGCAUAUUAACCUGGGCAUCCAUUCUCCUAGUAGCUACCACCCAGGAGAUGGAGCUCACCUCAAUGGCGGUCGAACACUGGUACAUAGCUCAAGUGAUGGACAUAUUGAUCCUCAGCAUACAGCGGGUAAACAGCUGAUAUGUUUAGUUCAGGAACCACACUCAGCUCCAGCUGUUGUGGCUGCUACUCCCAACUAUAAUCCAUUUUUUAUGAAUGAACAGAACAGAAGUGCAGCUACUCCUCCUUCACAGCCACCUCAGCAGCCAUCUUCCAUGCAAACAGGAAUGAAUCCAUCUGCUAUGCAAGGGCCUUCACCACCGCCACCUCCGUCCUACAUGCACAUACCUCGGUAUAGUACAAAUCCAAUUACUGUUACAGUGUCCCAAAACCUCCCUUCUGGACAGACUGUACCAAGAGCUUUACAGAUUCUUCCACAAAUUCCAAGCAAUCUCUAUGGAUCUCCUGGCUCUAUUUAUAUUAGACAGACAUCUCAGAGUUCAUCAGGAAGACAGACGCCUCAGAAUUCUCCAUGGCAGUCCUCAACACAAGGCCCAGUGCCUCAUUACAGCCAACGUCCUUUACCUGUUUAUCCACAUCAACAGAACUAUCAACCUUCUCAGUAUUCUCCCAAACAACAGCAGAUUCCUCAGUCCGCUUACCAUUCACCACCCCCUUCUCAGUGUCCUUCACCCUUUAGCUCUCCACAGCAUCAAGUACAGCCCUCACAGCUGGGCCAUCCAAGCUCUCAUGUGUUUAUGCCACCUAGUCCUUCAACUACUCCACCCCACCUAUAUCAACAAGGACCUCCUAGUUAUCAGACACAGGGGAGUCAUUCAGUAGCUUAUCUCCCUUACCCAGCAUCUAGCUUACCCAAAGGUUCCAUGAAGAAGAUAGAAAUUACAGUUGAACCUUCUCAAAGACAUGGGACAGCAAUAACUAGGAGUCCUUCGCCCAUCAGUAAUCAGCCAUCUCCAAGGAACCAGCACUCACUGUAUACAGCUACCACGCCACCUUCAAGUUCCCCUUCAAGAGGGAUAUCUAGUCAACCAAAACCUCCAUUUAGUGUUAAUCCUGUGUAUAUUACAUAUACACAGCCAACUGGACCCUCAUGUGCUCCAUCACCAUCUCCUCGGGUGAUACCAAACCCAACUACAGUUUUUAAAAUUACUGUAGGCCGAGCAACAACUGAAAACCUUUUAAAUUUAGUGGACCAAGAAGAACGUUCUGCAGCACCAGAACCUAUUCAGCCCAUUUCAGUAAUACCAGGCUCCGGGGGAGAAAAGGGAAACCACAAGUAUCAGCGGAGUUCUAGUUCUGGAUCAGAUGACUAUGCCUAUACACAAGCCUUGCUGUUACAUCAGCGAGCAAGGAUGGAGAGGUUAGCAAAACAAUUGAAACUUGAAAAAGAGGAGCUAGACCGGUUGAAGGCUGAAGUUAACAGUAUGGAGCAUGACCUGAUGCAGAGACGGCUCAGAAGGGUCAGUUGUACUACUGCCAUCCCCACGCCUGAGGAAAUGACAAGAUUGAGAAGCAUGAACAGACAACUCCAGAUAAAUGUUGACUGUACACUGAAAGAAGUUGACCUCCUUCAAUCUAGAGGAAACUUUGAUCCAAAAGCCAUGAGUAAUUUUUAUGACCACAUAGAACCUGGCCCAGUGGUACCACCGAAGCCAUCUAAAAAAGACUCCUCAGAUCCCUGCACAAUUGAGAGAAAAGCCCGAAGGAUUAGUGUGACUUCCAAAGUACAGGCAGAUGUCCAUGAAUCCCAGGCAGCAGCUGCAGACGAACAUAUAAGUGGCUGCAGACAGAGUCCUCGGACACAACCUCGCGAUGAGGAUUAUGAAGGGGCUCCAUGGAAUUGUGACAGCUGUACCUUUCUCAACCACCCUGCACUGAACCGCUGUGAACAGUGUGAGAUGCCGCGGUACACUUGAGUUCAGAAGAAUUGUCACCAAGUUGAGGGUGAACUUGGAGCACUCACUGGAAGAAAAGGAAACCUCGGGAUUGUGUUCAUCUGCCCAACCUUUUCAUUUCUUGAUUGCACGGGGGGAGGAGGUGUGUGGCCACUGGGCUCACAAAGGAAAAAUGGGGAGGUCUUUCUUUUUUUCCUUUCUUAACUCAUUACAGAGUGAGAGGUGGAAGGGGAUACUUGAAACUGGGAAAGGAUUCACUCCUGAAAGAAUGUACACAGAGAAGUUAAGGGCUUCUGUGGAGUCCCAUUGUUAAAGUUCCUGCUGAGUGGCUCUUACUUUCUAAAGGGGAAUUCUGAAUUAUGGUAGGACAUGUUACAGUUUAUGCAGAAAAACUGUGAAUUCCAGGGCAGACUUACUUGGUUACAGCUCUCUGGAAACCAAGGCUCCCUGUGCCUCUUCCUGCUGCUUCCUGUGAAGAGAUGAACAGGAAAUAGCACCUGGGAUAUGCUUUAUUUUCUUUUUUGCAAAAUAAUGAGUUUAUUUGUAAUUGCUGCUUUUUUCAGGGGUAAUUUCAAACACACAUUCAUACGCAAACAGGAUACUUUAAAAUGUGAUUUGUAGUAGUCAGGAAUUAGGCAUAUCAUGCCCUUUGUGAGGAAGUACAAUCAGAGGUAGUAAUAUCUCUUUUGCUGCAUCGACACUGGUAACUAAGACCUUUUUAUGCCACAUAAAUUAUUGUAUACUUUUCUUAGGUUAUUGAUUUUAAAAGUAAUGAAGUAUGGUUUUAUAAAAUGACAUUCUCAAAAAACCAUGCUUUGCCAGUAGCACAGUGAAUGUAUGCCAAAUGAAAGUCCACUCGAAAACCCAUUUGGAAAUCUUGAGCUCAGCUGUGGUUCUUAAGAAAUGCUUAUAGUAUAUAGGGUCCCCCACUUCUGGUUUGUGAUGAAUACAUGAUGUUUACAGCACUAAAAAUACUUUGUACCAUAGUCUGAUUUAGCUGAAAAAAAUCAAUAUGAGCUAUUUAUUUGCACAUGUGUUAACCAGUCAUUGAGAGGGAAAUUGAAGUUGACCAACAUCAUAAAGUUGCAUUAUUUGAGGUGUAAGAGAAGACUACUCACAAAAUAUGAUUGGGCUGGGGAUACAGCUCAGUGGAAGUGCACUAGCCUAGCAUACACAAGGUGCUCUAGGUUUGAAAAGAAAAAGAAAGAAUACUAUCAAAACAAUGAUGUAUACAGGGGGCUUGGAAUAUUUUUUUUUAAGUUGAACAGACAUCAUACUGAAUUCUGGCAGUUCAGGGAAUACUAAAGCACUACUUAUGAGACAGAAUGCAGGUGUGAAUACACUGAAGAAGAUAAUAAGUCAGGCCACUUGCCAUGAUGUAUCAUGAGAAAAUUAAUAAUAUUAUAUUUAAGUAAGUUCUCUGCCUUAAAUUUUAUUCUUGGCUCAGAAUUGAAUUUUGGAAUCUCUUCCCAUUUUGGUGAACAUAGACAGCAAUAAAGUUGGUAGGUUUCUCCAUCCUGAAGAAUUGUACCUGAAGAACUACCAGGUCUGCCACCCUGCUCCUAUAUACACACUUCGUACUGUCACUGUAUUCUAGUUUAGCAUUAGUCUCUGGCAGACCUGGAGAAAUGAACUGCACUCAACAGCAUAAUGAAACCAAAGGCAUAACUCAUUGUAGUUUUCUAUCAGAACUAUGAUUUUACACACUGCAUAUAGCCUUCAUCUGCAGAGAAUGCCCCAAAUACAUGCAUUUGUCUCACCAAGAGCAUGAUUCUGUAAUUACUAGUAAAUCUCUCUCCUACAACUGUGGCAAAACUGUGAAAAUAGCAAUGGUGGAAAAGCAGACAGGCUCAGAACCAUGGAUUUGGAAAGGGUGAAAGACUUGUAACAUGAGUCUCUUGUCAGUCCCCAAUACCAGUCUAGCAGUCCUACUGUUCUUUAAGGUGCCCUUGCUGUUGUAUGGUUUCUUGUCUCCCUUAGUGAUGGACAACUCCACUUGCUGUUAACCAAACAAGUUAGGGGAACAUAUAUACUACUUGGUAUUCUACCUAAAAGAUGUACAAGUAUCCAUAGUGAGAUGCUGAAAUACCAACAGUUAGUGUGGCACUUGUUAGUUGAAAAUGAAAGUAGCAUGUGUGAAAAGUCUGAUGCUUUAUUAAAACCAUGUAGAUGAUAUUAAAACUAUUGCAUGAAAACACGCCAAGGUCAAUAAGCUGUUAACAUACAGUAGUUGCAUGGUUUCAGUCCUUUGAUGAUAUAUUUAGUCAGUCAUAGCUUUCACCUGACAGAAAAAUGUGAGGCAACAGUUGAUUUGUUUGGUUUAAAAGGUGGUUAUGAGACAUCAGAAGGACUUUAAGAAAGUUUUGUACAUGUUAAGUUUUAGUUGUUCACAAGUUUCAUAUGCCUACAUAGGCUGUAUUCAGUUCCUAAAAAUGAACAGAAUAACCUGACACUGGUUAAUUUGAUACAUUUAACUGUUCCAUAUAUAAACUCCUCCUUACCUAUGACCAAUUCAAAUAAGAAUUCAUUGAACCUUCCAGUUCUUUUUUUUCCAGAAUGUUCUCCGGGUCAGAUUGGUAUGCAUAAGUGGGUGGAAUAUAGUGGUAAGGUAGAACUUGGGUGAUAACCGGCUGCUGAGUUGUCCGUGCCCUUUGGAUCAGUUGGUUCACUCUUGUUUCGUGUGAGAGGCUUGCUUUCAUAAAAUACUAGUUUAAUGUAUCUGGUAACACAGACCUGACUCUACAGUUUUCAUUAUUUCACUGUUGUUGUAAACUGGGUUUUUAGAAAGUAUGUUUGCCAUUGUGUUAAAAGAGCAUUGCCCCCUUCGGUUUUGGAGUUCAAGUUUAAAGUGAAAAUAGAAGAGCCAGAAACCUGUAAGCACUGUAAAAUGUUUUGAAUUGAUACUGAGCUAGUUUGGGAGAAAGUAGAGGCAGGGGAUAUUAAAGAAACAAAAGAAAUGUCUUGUACAGAUUUGUAGUUUUAGAGCAGAUUAAUGAUGGUGGAGGAGAGUGUUGCUAAUGAUUUCCCAGGAAGAAAUGGGAAGAGUAAUAUGCAGUUUAAUGUUUAAGGAGCUGGUCUCAAUGUUAGUACUUUCUAAUUAUAAAAGAAAUCAAUGUUUCCUUAAAUUUUGUCAUUGAUUUGUCACAGUUAUCUAAGGGUUCCUUUCCAGCUCUCUGUGGCAACUCAGUUUUGUAUAGUCUUUUAAAGAGGUAAUUGUUUAUGUAUUUCUGACAGUAUGAAGAGAAAGAAUCUGAGGCAUAGAAGAACUGUCAUUUAGAAAGAUCAGUGAUGUAUCCUGGAAUGUGAAGAUGUCCCUUUAAGAUUACAAAUUGAAUUAUUUUAAUAUUGUACCACUGUUAGACCUUGAAUGAAUCCAUGUUGCAGUGUGUGUCCAUGUAUCUCUAGAGAAAAGAAAAUGACAAUUGAAAUGUUACUCAAAAACUCAGAAUUGGUUACUGUGUGCUGCACCACUACUGUGUCGUUUUUAAAGAAUUAACAGUAUUUCCCUCUUGUGAAAGUUCAUUCUGAUGAUGUUUCAUAUUCACCAGAUUUUUUCUGUAUUAUCUGCAUCCCCAAAUAUUUCAAGUAGAAUUGUGCAUGGCUUGGGCAUUCAGAGAUAACAGAAUGAGUCCAUUUUAAUUUCUAAAGCCAUAAAAAGUUGCUUUGAGACUGAAUAGUUCUGAGUUAUUUAUAACUACACUGUUGUCCAUGUUUCUUUCCCUACUGUAAAAGAAUUGAUCAUUUUCUUCAUUAAAGCAGCAAGAAAUUAAUUAAACCUUGUACAUACCAUG
This is a messenger RNA of Peromyscus leucopus (white-footed mouse), 7123 nucleotides long. It is a transcript of the gene Tab3, whose product is annotated as TGF-beta activated kinase 1 (MAP3K7) binding protein 3. Gene Ontology annotation, cellular component: extracellular exosome. Lineage: Eukaryota; Metazoa; Chordata; Mammalia; Rodentia; Cricetidae. Gene Ontology annotation, molecular function: ubiquitin binding. The transcript is spliced from 7 exons. The coding region runs from base 1179 to 3353 and encodes 724 amino acids. The record is from RefSeq and is a predicted model, not a curated record.